Molecule: messenger RNA, 5937 nt
Organism: Peromyscus californicus insignis
Lineage: Eukaryota; Metazoa; Chordata; Mammalia; Rodentia; Cricetidae
Gene: Ccnt2
Product: cyclin T2
Exons: 6
Coding region: 1809-3590 (593 amino acids)
Biological process (GO): regulation of transcription by RNA polymerase II; positive regulation of DNA-templated transcription, elongation
Cellular component (GO): cyclin/CDK positive transcription elongation factor complex; nucleus
Molecular function (GO): cyclin-dependent protein serine/threonine kinase activator activity
Source: RefSeq, a predicted model, not a curated record
GCUCAUAUUGUUUUGUGUUCACUAAUACAAUAUUCUAAACACAAUUUCUAGAAUAGCUUCUUAGUGAAGAAAGUUGUUUAAAACUAGUUUUGGGCCAGGUGGUGGUAGUGCAUACCUUUCAUCUCAGUACUCAGAGGCAAAGGCAGGUGGAUCUCCAUGAGUUCCAGGAUAGCCAGGGCUACACAGAAACCCUUUCUCAAAAAAAAAAAACAAAAAAAAAAAAGAAAAAGAAAACCAAGAAUGUUAGACUUAAUCCAAAGUUAGGUGGUUCUUAGAGAGGAACCUAGCAGGCUGAGGUCAGAUAAAUACAAGCUGUGGGGAAAUCCAAAUUUAAAUCUAUAAGCUUCUGACCACCGUUGUAAGCUUGGGGUAGUUUUCUUCCCUUUUACAUUUCCAUCCCGAACAUAUGGAAGAAAGACUGCAAACUUUUUGUUUCUAUUUCACUGUUAUUCCAUUUUCAAAUGUUGAAUAGAAAUAUAAGUAUAAACAGUAAUGGUAGUACAUGGCGUUAAUCCCAGCCCUCAGGAGGCAGAGGCAAGCAGCUCUCUGUGAGUUUGACGGCUUCCAGGACUACGCAGUAACUCUGUCAAACAAAGAAAAAAGGAAGUAGAAGUACAGCUACAUGUGCUGGCAGAUUUUUAUUAUAAAAGUAGCUUAUUUAAAGCACGAGAAUUAAGUUUUAUUAGAAGAUAAAAAAAAAGUGAGUGUAUUGCCUCUGCAUCCAAUUAUUUGACAUAUUGUCUUGAUUACAAAAUGUAUGAGUUAUAUUUAUUUGCUAUUAAUAUGUUACUUAUUUUUAUGGUAUGAAGGCAUUACAUAGGAACUGAAGGUAGGGGUCAGGUAGAAGAACUCUCAACUUUGUGUUCGUGAGGCUGUGUUCCAUCCCCAGUGCCACUAACAAAAAUAGUCCCUGCGUAAUGUGCAUGUUUAGUGACACAUUCUUAAACAUAGAGAAUGAAUGCAUACUGUUUAAGUGUACAUUAAAACCACAUCUCUUUAUUUGAAAUGUUAUUUUGCUAGUUAAUUACAGGAGAGAUAUAAAUAAAAUACACCUUUAUAAAUCCUGAUUACUCAUUUGUUAGCGUUCUAAAGAUUCUAGAUAAUAAAAACAAAAAUCCUGCCACAUGGAAGAGCUGAUUGAAUAUUCAUUGAAAGCUUGCCAGCAUUUUUCCUUGAAUUUCUGAAGCUCUCUUUGGAAAUGUCUGCCUGUGUAGCUCACUGUCCGAGUGGUUCUAGUUCGGAGAUGGAGCUGUGCUCCUGUGAUUUACCAGGAAAGUGAAGAGAGCUGCUCUAUGUUAAGUUCUUUGAUGCUGCUGUGGGCAGCAGGUAUGUUGAGGAGAAAUGUUUUUCCCACAUCUUUUGAAACAAAGAUUUUUAGUAUUAAAAAGAGAAUAUGUAAGCUACAACCAUGAUAAUAACUAUUUGAUGAUUUGAACAUAAGCUUGGGUGAAUUAAAAUUAAAAUUCUAAAUUUCAGAUCAGGUUGGCUUUGAUGUUUAAAUAAUUGUCUGUUUUCCUAUUAAGACAUAAGAAAUUAGUUAUCCUUUAUUCUGGAGGGUAAUGGACAUGUCAGCAAUGAGAAGCUUUAAUGUUGGCUUUGGAUUUCUCUUUGAUACUGAAGAGUGUAUUAGACAUGAUCGUAUGGUGAGCUGCAUUGCCCAGGCAAGUAUUGUAAUGGUAAGUAGUUGGGAAAAAAAGUGCUUCUCAUUUCAGGUUUUGAGAUCACCAUUGAACACCCACACACAGAUGUAGUGAAAUGCACCCAGUUAGUAAGAGAUCUAUGGGGGAUAGCAAGAAACAUUUGAGUGAAUGUUGUUGAAGAUUGUCAGUAGUAUAGAAAAUGAUGGCGCUCUUGUGAUAUUUGUAAGUACAAGCAAGGAUUUGGCACAGACAUCCUAUUUCAUGGCUACCAACAGUUUGCAUCUUACGACCUUCUGUCUCCAGUACAAACCCACGGUCAUAGCAUGUGUGUGCAUUCAUUUGGCUUGCAAAUGGUCCAAUUGGGAGAUCCCUGUGUCAACGGAUGGAAAGCACUGGUGGGAAUAUGUGGACCCUACAGUUACCCUAGAGCUGCUAGAUGAGCUAACACAUGAGUUUCUACAAAUAUUGGAGAAAACGCCUAGUAGGUUGAAGAGGAUUCGAAACUGGAGGGCUAUGGCUAAGAAACCAAAAGUAGAUGGACCAGCAUCAGAGACACCACUGCUCGGUCCAUCUCUGGUCCAGAAUUCCCUGUUAGUAGAUAGUGUCACUGGUGGGCCUGCCAACCCAAGUUUCCAGAAACCUUCAACAUCAACCUUCCCUGCUCCAGUACCUCUAAGUUCAGGAAGUACUUGUGUUCAGGACAGCCGUGCAUCGGAUAGUUUGUCAGUACUGGCAGCAGGAAUGCCCAGUACCUCAUACAGUUUGUCCUCAUCACACCAAGAAUGGCCUCAGCAUCCAGAUUCAGCCAGGACAGACCCUGUAUACACUCAGAAACAGGAGGCCACUCUCUCUGGGAGCCAGUACCUCAGCUUCCAGCAGGGACCUUCAAUGACACUGCAUUCAGGAUUGCAUCACAGGCCGGACAAAGUUGCUGAACAUCCAUCGGCUAAGCAAGAAUAUGCUCACAAAUCCGGGAGCAGCAAGCACCAUGGGCCCGUUCCUGCUGCUCCUGGAGUGGCUCCUCAGAAAAUGUCUUUAGAUAAGUACAGAGAAAAGCGGAAGCUGGAAACCCUUGACCUGGACACAAGGGAUCAUUACAUAGCUGCCCAUGCAGAGCAGCAGCACAAACAUGGGCCAGCCCAGGCAGUCGCAGGCAGCUCUGUCACUUCUCCCAUUAAAAUGAAACUUCCCGUCGCCAACUCCGACAAACCUGAGAGAAGCAUGGCCGAGAAAAAGGAAAAGAGUGGAUCGCUGAAGUUACGGCUUCCCAUCCCACCGCCUGAUAAAGGUCCCAGUAAAGAAGAGCUGAAGAUGAAGAUCAAAGUGUCGUCCUCGGAAAGACACAGCUCUUCUGAUGAAGGCAGCGGGAAGAGCAAGCACUCGAGCCCACACAUCAGCAGAGACCACAAGGAGAAGCACAAGGAGCACCUUGCCAAUCGCCACCACAGCAGCCACAAGCAUUUGCACAUGCACAGCGGAGGAGGAGGUGGAGGAGGAGGCAGCGGCGGCAGCAGCGGCAGUGUUAAGCAUGCUGCUGAUGGGAUGCCACCCACUGUGCUGAGGAGUCCUGUAGGCCUGGGCUCAGAAGGCAUCUCCUCCAGCUCCAGUGCAAGGAAGAAGCUGCAUGUCAACGAUGCCUCCCACAACCACCACUCCAAAAUGAGCAAAAGUUCCAAAAGUUCAGGUAGUUCAUCUAGUUCUUCCUCUGUUAAGCAGUAUCUAUCCUCUCACAGCUCUGUUUUUAACCAUCCCUUACCCCCUCCUCCCCCUGUCACAUACCAGGUGGGCUACGGACAUCUCAGCACCCUCGUGAAACUGGACAAGAAACCAGUGGAGCCCCACGGUCCUGAGGCCAAUCACGAGUACAGUACAAGCAGCCAGCAUUUGGACUACAAAGACACAUUCGACAUGCUGGACUCGCUGCUAAGUGCCCAAGGAAUGAAUAUGUAAUCACUUGUUUAGGUCAACUCUUCCUUUCUUUUGAAUUAAAAAAUGGUUGGAAUGGAAGCUUCCUCCUGAUCCAGCAGUGGGGCCACUGCUUCUGUAUUUGUAAGUGCUGCUUUAUUCUUCCCUCUGAAAAGAAGAGAUGAUAGGAAACAAGUCUGUCUCCACACACGAUAGUGUUACCAGUCCUGUAAACGCAUGGAAGAUGCAGCUAAGAACAUUAGGAUGAAUGGCUGGCUGCUGCUAGGAUUCUAAGCUGCCUCAAGCUUUUGUUAUUUAUGAUUUGAAUACUGUAGCUGUUUUUUUUGUUGUUGCUUGGCUUUGAAUGAGUGUCAACUGUUUUCUUUUGUGUAUUUAUACUUGUAUGUAUGGUUUGCAUGUCUCAGUGAUAAAGGGAUAAAACAGUAUACUGACAACUGUUUACAAGAAAGUGGAGAAAAAAUGUACAUACAUUUUUGUAUGUUUAGAUAUUACCAUAAAUACUCAGGAUCGGAGCUGCUUGUAAGUAUAACAAUAUACAGAAUAACUUUAUUUUCUCUCGUCAGAGUCCAUCACUAAUCUAAAACACAAGUGGCACUUUUUUAUGUUAACCUUAAACUCUAGGCCUUACUGGAAGCCGCUGAGGGGACACUUCACUACUAGGCGGGGAUGCGGUGCCACAGGUGGCCCUUAACACUGGGAAGUGCUCAGUUUGCCUUCAGAGGUUCUGACCAGAUUGGCUGCAGAAUCAGCCCCUGAUUUCUGAAGGCUGAAGAGGAAAAAAAUAAAUAAAUAAAGUUUACAUACACUUGAUGUGAAGUGCAUUUAAAUGUUUGUUGGCUUGUGCAGUGCUGGAGAAGAGCAGUUAAUAAUGUGGUUGAGGAUGACUGUGACUUAGCUCACAGGAACUCCCAGUGAAGAAUUUGUCUAUUUCUUCAAGAACUUUGACACUACCGAUUUUAGCAGUGAACAGGGAUCUCUUUUCCUUUAACAUUUGCAGUGACACCAUAGUCUUGAAUAUACUCUUCCCAUGGAGAGAAAGUGAAUGAGUAUGUGAAAGCGAGAGAGAUACCGUAUUUCUUUUUCAGGUAAAUGCAGUCUUCCUUAUACAAAUGAAAUGAAACCUCUGCUCUCUUGAUUCUUUUAUAUUCUAACAAUAAAUAAAAAGAAAACAUUGCUGACUGUGCAUUGUACCUGUAUUUAUAGCUUAUGGUCAUUAUCAGGAAAAUAUAAGGAAAAAGGCCAGCCUCAGGCAAGCCCCUGCUGGAGGUUUUACAUUCGUUUGCACAUCUCAGUAGGUUCUUUCUCAUCGAGGUGAUGCUUGCACUGUCACCUGACGCCUCGUCAGGGGAUAGAUGGACUUGUCUACAUUUUGGUGUAAGCACCAAUAGUAUGGCUCUUGUCUCUUGCCUAAUCUUGAAUUUAUUUCUGUGGUAAGUCUUAGCUGUUGAGUCUCUUAAGAUGGGUCGGAUUCAACUUGUAUUGAAUCAUAGUUUUCCUCUGUAUAUGAACUGUUUUGUUAUAAAGCCACUGAUCUGUGCACAAUUGUAAUUUUAUUCAAGUAUGUUGUGGUUGUAAAUAUUAGAGUUGAGCCUUGUACUCUACUUUUAUUUAGCAAUUACCUAAUUUGCCAGUAGCUGUUUGUUUGUUUGUUUGUUUUUUAAAGAAAUUGUUGAUUAUUUUGUCAAUGUUAUUUGAACUUGGGAUGUCAGAAGCCUCUUUGUGGGAACUCAGCCUAGCAGGCUCAUCCUCGCUCUGUUUUUGUCUUGCAUCAGUAAUCUGUUACUAUGUGAUUUUGUUGUUGUGUGGUAUACUAUUGUAUCAUAAACAUGGUGAUUCUGAUGCAGCUACAGUUUUACUGUGGAACAUAUUCAGAGACUAGCAUAGAAUUAAACAGUGUGAGGCGAGGGAGGGAAGGGUUUUGUUCUUGGUGAUUUAGAUGUGAAACCUCGACAGAGCAUCAUGUGAACUGACAUGGGGUGGUCAUGCUACUGUAUCAUUGGGAGUGAUGCCAGGAAUUUUAAUCAGCUUUUGUAAAGAGUAUCCAGAAAAGUAGUGAACUUAUUUUCAGUAUGACAUAGAAAACAAUGUGAAUAUUUAAGGUCUGGGACUAUAUAGUUAAACUUCACUAAGGACUUUCAGAAAUGUGUUGGGGUUUUUGUUUUUGUUUUUUUAAGAUAUGGGAAUAAAGGUAAUUUUGUUGAAUCUUAUUGGUGCUAAUGACGGACAGUUAAACAGAUAGUGUAUAUGCUGUGGAUCAGUACACUUAGUACUUCCAGAAUUGACUUUGAAAUGCUAUGUAUUCACUUUUCACUCUGUAAAUGUAAUUCUUUACAAUGACUAUUUAUUAAAAGGCAGUCAGUCAUGAUUUUUA